Messenger RNA from Merops nubicus (carmine bee-eater), 3030 nucleotides. RefSeq names its product sterol regulatory element-binding protein 2-like. Gene Ontology annotation, molecular function: RNA polymerase II cis-regulatory region sequence-specific DNA binding; DNA-binding transcription factor activity, RNA polymerase II-specific; protein dimerization activity. Gene Ontology annotation, cellular component: nucleus. The record is from RefSeq and is a predicted model, not a curated record. Lineage: Eukaryota; Metazoa; Chordata; Aves; Coraciiformes; Meropidae. Gene Ontology annotation, biological process: positive regulation of transcription by RNA polymerase II; positive regulation of cholesterol storage.
CCCCGGCCCCAGCCCCAGCUCCAGCAGCAGGCCCUGAUGAUCGCCCCGACGUUCAGCUCUGCCCCCCAGACCAGGAUCAUCCAGCAGCCCCUCAUCUACCAGAACGCCGCCACCAGCUUCCAAGUUCUCCAGCCUCAAGUCCAGAGCCUGGUGACAUCCUCCCAGGUCCAGCCAGUUGCCAUCCAGCAGCAAGUGCAGACUGUGCAGGCCCAGAGGGUGCUGACCCAGGCUGCCAACGGCACCAUCCAGACCUUAACCCCAGCCACUGUCCAGACAGUUGCUGCCCCACAGGUCCAGCAAGUCCCAGUUCUGGUCCAACCUCAGAUCAUCAAAACAGACUCCCUGGUCUUGACAACCCUGAAGGCAGAUGGUAACCCUGUGGUGGCUGCAGUACAGAACCCAGCCCUGACAGCACUCACCACUCCCAUUCAGACCACAGCUCUGCAGACCCUUGUUGGGAGCAACGGGACCAUUUUGACCACGAUGCCAGUGAUGGUGGGACAAGAAAAGGUGCCUAUCAAACAAGUUCCUGGGGGUGUCAAGCAACCAGAACCACCUAAAGAAGGAGAGAGGAGAACAACUCACAACAUCAUUGAAAAGCGUUAUCGGUCCUCCAUCAAUGACAAGAUCAUUGAGCUGAAGGACCUUGUCAUGGGGACAGAUGCCAAGAUGCACAAGUCUGGAGUCCUCAGAAAAGCCAUUGAUUACAUUAAGUACCUACAGCAGGCCAACCAUAAGCUGAGGCAGGAGAACAUGGUUCUGAAGCUGGCUAACCAAAAAAACAAGCUGUUGAAAGGCAUUGACCUAAGCAGCCUGGUUGACAACGAUGUGGAUCUGAAGAUAGAUGACUUCAACCAGAAUGUACUGCUGAUGUCUCCUCCAGCUUCUGACUCGGGAUCCCAGGCUGGCUUCUCUCCAUAUUCCAUUGAUUCAGAGCCAGGAAGCCCACUCCUUGAUGAUGCAAAGGUUAAAGAUGAGCCUGACUCUCCUCCCGUGGCCCUGGGCAUGGUGGAUCGCUCUCGAAUACUCCUCUGUGCCCUCACAUUCCUCUGCCUGUCCUUCAACCCCCUGACAUCCCUGCUGGAGGCCCGAGGAGCCCCAGAGCCCGACCCCCUUGUGCGGCACGGCUCCGGCAGGAGCGUGCUGACCAUCCAGUCAGAUGGAGGCAGUUGGUUUGGCUGGAUGAUGCCCACGCUGAUCCUGUGGCUCGUGAACGGGGUGAUUGUGCUGAGUGUGUUUGUGAAGCUCCUGGUGCACGGGGAGCCCGUCACCCGCCUGCACUCCAGGUCCUCGGUCACCUUCUGGAGGCAUCGCAAGCAAGCAGACCUGGAUUUGGCACGGGGAGAUUUUGCCGCCGCCGCCUCCCACCUGCAGAGCUGCCUGUCGGCCCUGGGCCGAGCCCUGCCCGCCUCCCGCCUGGACCUGGCCUGCAGCCUCUCCUGGAACCUCAUCCAGUACAGCCUGCAGAAGCUGGCCCUGGUCAGGUGGCUCCUCAAGAGGACCUCUCACCAGCGGCGUCGGGAGGCCACCGCCGGCUCUGAGGACGAGGCCAAGACCAGCGCUCGGGACGCGGCCCUGGCCUACCACAAGCUCCAUCAGCUCCACAUAACGGGUAAACUGCCCUCCAGCUCAGCUUACUCGGGCUUGCACAUGGCCCUGUGUGCUGUGAACCUGGCCGAGUGUGCAGAGGAGAAGAUCCCACCCAGCACCAUGGCAGAGAUCCACCUGACAGCUGCAGUUGGCUUGAAGACCCGCUGUGGAGGCAAGCUGGGCUUCCUGGCGAGCUACUUCCUCAGCCAGGCUCAGAGCCUGUGCAGCUCAGAGAGGAGUGCCAUCCCCGACUCGCUGCGUUGGCUCUGCCACCCCCUGGGACAGAAGUUCUUUGUGGAGAGGAGCUGGACAGUGAAGUCUGCCACGAAGGAAAGCCUGUACUGCACCCAGAGGAACCCUGCUGAUCCUAUUGCCCAAGUUCAUCAGGCCUUUUGUGAGAACCUGCUGGAGCGAGCUGUGGAUGCCCUGGUGAAACCUCAGGCAAGGAAGGAAACAGCAGGCCAAGAGGAGGAGGAGCCCUGUGAGUUCUCCAGUGCCAUGGAGUACCUGAAAUUGCUCAACUCUUUCUUGGACUCCAUGGGAAGUGGAGCCCCACCUUUUGCCAGCAAUUCUGUCCUGAAGUCCUCCCUGGGCCCCGACGUGGUGUGCAGGUGGUGGUCGGCAGCAGUGGCCACGGCAGUCAGCUGGCUGAGGGGCGACGACGCGGCGCUGAGGGCGCACUUCGCAGACGUGGAGAGGGUGCCCAAACCCCUGGAGCUGUCAGAAAAUGCCCUGGUGAAAGCCACCUUCUACCUGUGUAAAGCCAUGCAGGCCUCGCUGUCUGGGAAGGCAGAUGGGCAGCAGAGCUCUCUGGGGCACUGUGAGAGGGCCAGCAGUCACUUGUGGAACAGCCUCAACAUGAGCAGCAGUGUCUCCAGCACUGUCCUCAACACUAUGAUCCAGCUGCUGGCCUGUGACUUGCUGCUCUCUCUCCGCACCAGCCUGUGGCAGAAGCAGAAGCAGGCGAAUGCCAGGCAGGCCCUGGGUGAGACCUACCACGCCUCUGCCCCCGAGCUGACGGGCUUCCAGCGGGACCUGGGCAGCCUGCGCAAGCUGGCCCACGGCUUCAGGCCCGCCUACCGCAAGGUUUUCCUCCACGAGGCCACCGUGCGCCUGAUGGCGGGUGCCAGCCCCACCCGCACCCACCAGCUGCUGGAGCACAGCCUGAGGCGGCGCACGCCCCAGAGCAGCAAGCAAGGUGAGCCCCAGGGCCCGGGCACCCACCCGCUGCCUGGGGGACUGGGAGGGAGCAGCUCUUGGCCCACCCGCCGGGCCGGUCCCCCCCUGCCCCUCUCCUUCCUCUCCUCCCCGGGGCAGCGGGCGGUGCUGCUGGCCGAGGCUGCCCGUACCCUGGAGAAGGUGGGGGACAAACGCUCCUGCAACGACUGCCAGCAGAUGAUUGUCAAGCUGAGCGGGGGCACGGCCCUCGCCGCCUCCUAA